GCCGCUGGGCCCAGCCCGACUCCGGCGGUGGCAGCAGCAGCGAGACCGAGCUGGCAUUUCAGUAAGACUAUGGAGGAGCUAGUUCAUGAUCUGGUCUCAGCAUUGGAGGAAAGUUCAGAACAAGCCAGAGGAGGUUUUGCUGAUACUGGAGAUCAUUCUCGUAGCGUGUCUUGUCUUCUAAAACGUCAGGCAAGAAAAAGGAGGGGUCGGAAAAGACGUUCAUUUACCACCCAUCAUCCUUGGGAGACUGGUCACUGUUUAAGUGAAGGUUCUGAUUCAAGUCCAGAAGAACUGAGUAAAGACUACAGAGAGAAUCAUGCUAAUAAGAAAGACCACAGUGACUCUGAUGACCAGCUGUUGGUUGCUAAACGGAGGCCUUCUUCAAACUUAAAUAAUGUUAGAGGCAAAAGACCUCUAUGGCAUGAAUCGGAUCUGGCUAUGGACAGUUUAGGAAACAGAACCUUGCGUAGGAGGAGAAAAGUGAAACGCAUGGCAAUAGAUCCACCACCAGAAGUUGCAAGUACGCUGACAUUGACCCAGCAGCAGGAUAACAUCAGGGAUCAAGAAAUGGACAGUGACAACAGAUUUUACCAACAUCAAGAGUUUGCCAAGAGCAAAGUGAAAAAAAGAAAAAUAGCUGCAACUAGACAAGGACCAGAAAUCUUGGAUGAAGGAGUAGUCAUAGAAAAUGAAGAAGUGAACCAGGCAAAUAAAGAAAAAAUGGAGUAUGAAGAGCAAAAGGGCUCAGAUGAGAACAUGAGUGACAGUGAAUCCAGUAGCCUGAGCAGCAGUGAUGGUGGUUUGUUUACCAAUGAUGAGGGAAGACAAGGUGACGAUGAACAAAGUGACUGGUUUCACGAAAAUGAAUCUGGCGGCGCAUGUGGAAUCACAGGAAUCAGUUCUUGGUGGGAACAGGAGGACUCUACAGAAUUGGAAAAAGAAUUACCCGAUCCAGUCUUUGAAAGUAUCUUAACUGGUGCUUUCCCUCUUAUGUCCCAUUCAGGGAGGAGAGGUUUCCAGAAUAGACUUAAUCAUCUUCGUGGAAUGCCAGCAAGGAACAUCAAAAAGGCUUCAGGAAACCAGGCAGCAUUGAUUACUGCUCCAGGCCCAGGCAGUAACAAAAAAGCGGUGCAUUUGUCCCAGGAUUCUCAUCACCAUGACCAUUGGUUUAGCCCUGGGGCUAGGAAGGAACAUAGCCAGCACCUGCGGGAUAACCGAUCAGAGAGAGGACACAAGAAGAACAGCUCAGUAAAAACAGCUAGCAGACAAACAAGCUUACACUUAGGAUCAUUGUGUAUGGGAGAUGUCAAACGGAGAAGGAAAGCUGCACCCCUGCCAGGACCCACAGGGUUUGUAGGUGAAAACGUACAGCCAAUCCCAGAAAACAACAUUGGAAACAGAAUGCUUCAAAGUAUGGGCUGGACUCCUGGCACGGGCCUUGGACCAGAUGGCAAAGGAAUAUCAGAACCUAUAAGAGCAAUCCAGAGACCAAAGGGACUUGGACUUGGAUUUAGCUGACAGAAAAGCAUCCCAGAAAAGCAUUCUGCUGUACAGGCGUCAGGAAAAUCAAACUUAAUUUAAAUCUAAAAAAGCUAAAACCUUUAUUGUACUUGGUCAUCAGCAAAUCCAGUGAUUCUUCACUUUUAAAGUACUGAAGCCUAAAUGCUUUCUGUCGGCUACACCAGCUUAUGAGCUGCAAUGUACAACCACAGUGGCAAAAUUGAGGUUUAGAUCCUGACUUCGUAAUGGUGCUAAAAUAGAAAAAAAAAGUGUACUUUUUUAUUAUUUUCUGUGGUCUUAAAAGAAAGUUUAUGGUAGGUAUAAAACCAAAAUACAACUCGUUUAUUUUUCCUAAAAGCUUCUGACAAGAUUUUAGUACUUGAGCAAGCAUUGUUUGGCACCAUUCACUCAUUGGAAGUGGCCUGAUGGGAUUGGUUAUCAAGGAAAUAAUAAAACCUUAGACAACUGCUGCAGUUAUGCCAUUUCAGGCAAAAUAUCCAAAUUUGACAAUUCUAGACGCUGACAGUAUUUGAGGAUGAGUUAACAUGAUUGUCUCUCUACCAUUGUGACAUAUCUUAAAUUUUCACUAAUGGAUAGUGUGGUACAAAGUUUUGCAUGAGGAAAGCAUGACAAAUGGUGACUGCCAUCAUAAGAAUGUAACUCUGCUCUCCUGCAUCAUGCUUGUCUGUGAUCAAACCCAAACACAAAAGGUUUUAUCAAUGUUUUGAUUUCUUAGAGAUUUUUUUUUUAAGAAACAAAUAUUUUAAAAUCAUUGUGUUCACCCUGGGCCUGGAAAUCCUUUUUAUUUUACACUAGUAGUCCCCUGACUCUCCACCUUUAAAAAUAGAUUAGUUUAAAAUAUAUUUUAAUCUUUGGACCCAUCCAGUACAUUAAAGAAGUGACUUGCAUUUGUUGUUAAAUAGUGAUUUGGGGUGUAUUGUGGAGCCAGAAGUGCAUAAUUCAUCAACAUUCAGUUUUUUUAUGGUCAUGGUAUUUCCAGGCUGCAUAAACUUCUAAGUAUAGAAGAAACAGAGAAAAGACUAAAAAGAAGCAGG
Molecule: messenger RNA, 2555 nt
Organism: Gavialis gangeticus (Gharial)
Lineage: Eukaryota; Metazoa; Chordata; Crocodylia; Gavialidae
Gene: GPATCH2
Product: G-patch domain containing 2
Exons: 10
Coding region: 70-1518 (482 amino acids)
Molecular function (GO): nucleic acid binding
Source: RefSeq, a predicted model, not a curated record